UAGAAAUGGUAAGAGGUUUUUUUUUUUCAACUUUAUUAAUUUCAUCAUAUACAUUGAACUGAUACUCUUAUAUCAUUUGUGUGUUUAUUGGAAGACUGCUGAAAGGGGUGGUGUGCCACCAGAUUGGUUAGAAUUGAUGAGGGAUAUGCACACCAAUAAACAAACCGGUGAGGUGCAAGAUCCUGUUGCGAGAGAGCUGUUGGCAACUCUGAGUAAGCUGAAGGAGGACAAAGAAGCACAACUUCAGCAGUCUCAUCAGUUGUCUGCGAAUGAUGGAUCUACAGCUUCUAACAUGCUGUCCCGCGAAGAGAUCAACCAACUGGUUCUCGAGAAUGUUCCUAUUAAGAAGGGUCGUCGGUAUGGUAUCGGUCGUACCUCUGAAGCUAUCUCAACCUCAUCAUCUCAGCUCUCUGUUUCUUCCUCGAGUAUUGUUCAGUACAUGGAGCGGAUGAAGACGGAGCUUGAUGAAGAGCGGUCAAAACGUCAAGCUAUUGAGGAACAGCUUCGUAGCGUGACCGCUUUCAUUUCCAACCUUUACCCGAGCAGUUCUCUGCAACUUAAACCCAGCCGGACUCUGCAACCCAAAGCCCGGACGAUCGAUGUUUCUAGUAAGGAACUUUGGUUUUUUUUUUACGUGCUGGAACUUUGCCAACGGUUUUUGGUAUGUGUUUUGGUGUGAUUAAUCACUUUGGUAUGUUUGUACAAUCUAUGACUAGUAAAUUAAUUACUUUAUCGAUGUAUGUUUGUUUUUAACUUUGCAAAUCUUUUAUAAAAAUUUGACUUUUAAAAUUCAAAAUCGAACUACCAUUUCAGUAUUUUAUAAUCCCAACCGAAAUAAACGUUUCUGACCGAUGCACCUGUCAGAAAUAUCCGACCGAAGUACCCGUCAAAACUUUCAGACCGAAAUAUCCGUCAAAUAUUUCUGACCGUAUCUUCCGUCAAAAAUUUCUGACCGUAUCUUCCGUCAAAACUUUCUGACCGCUGUUACCGUCAAAAGUGUCUGACCGCAAUUAUGGUCAGAAGUUUCUGACCGACAUUUCUGACGGAAAUUCGUCGGUUUUCGGUCAGAUAUUUCUGACCGUUUCUGACCGCUUAAAAAUUUCUGACCAUAUAGAUCUGUCAGAACAGGCCAUUUCCGAUCGUUUUCCAACGGAUAUGACGGUCAGAAAUUACUGAUUUUCUUGUAGUGUACGAACAAAGAAAAAAAACUUCUUCCACGAGUUGAAGUUCGAAAUGAACUUCUUAACCACUGACAUAAAGUUCCGAGGGACCAGCCUAUGCUUGUCCGUAUCUUUGACGAGUUGAAGCCUCAAAAGCGCUUCAAAAUGAUCGACGGAAAGGGAAAGGCCAUGCUCGUAGCUCAGG
Messenger RNA from Brassica napus (rape), 1365 nucleotides. RefSeq lists its product as uncharacterized. Bases 137 to 679 code for a protein of 180 amino acids. Lineage: Eukaryota; Viridiplantae; Streptophyta; Magnoliopsida; Brassicales; Brassicaceae. The record is from RefSeq and is a predicted model, not a curated record. The transcript has 3 exons.